AAUUCGCGGAGCUCGGUAUCUACACGAGAUGAAGCCCUGCUUCCACGUAUUUCUCUUGUUUCUGUGUUAUGCAUAUCGUGCAGCUUGCGCUGCAGAUGGGGUAAUCGACUUGAUGCCGCUGGUGUUAAACGAACCAUACGCCAACGGCACAGUAAACAAGACUCUGUACCCUGUUUUGUUUGAUUCUUCGGCCGCCAACAUCAGUCGCAUUUUGAUGCAGCGUUUGCUCCGCAACGAAACAGCAAAUCUUCGUUUACAGCUUGCUCUUCCCUCGACUACUCAGACGGCCAGCAGCUUUCGGUUGAACCGCAUUCCAAGGAAUGGCCAAUGCAAGUCACUUUUCAGAGUCGACGUGUACCCGCUCCGACAUCAGAUUGUCUUCAUCUUUUGCAACGGCAAUAAUUCGAGAGAGGAGACGUUCUACUACGACCUCAAUCUAAAUGAGACAACAGAACUGUCGUUUGUGUUCGCAAAUGAUCAACUUGUAUUCUACAUCAACUGCUCUAAGAUAUACUCGCGCUAUGUCGCCAACGAUAGAGCCUUUCGUACUAACGACAGUGAUGAUACCUUGUUUGCUGCAUACUUCCUCUCGCGAGGGAACGGCACCACCGACCUUCGGGCUGCACAAGUCUUCUUCGACUCUGAGUGUGAUGACAUUUCACGUCAAUCUUUGAAUGAUUUAGAACAAACUAAAGACGGUUAUUCAAAUAUUCUUGCUAAUCAAAUUAGUAGCUUACACUCAUCUCUAAUGAAGUGGGAAGGAUGUGAAUGUGCAAAGUAUUGCAUGAGAGGAAGCGACAAAGUCAGUAACGGAUCUCAAUGGGACGUCGAACGUAAAACAUGUCAAUGUGUAAACGGAAGCAUUAUGUGCCAUUGCAGUAUUUCAACCUGCAACAAUGGCACGACAUUGUACCAAGACCCAAUCCACGAAUGCCCUACUUGUAAAGAUGGUUGUCUAUUCAGUGGAUCAAUGUACAAACACGGAGAGAAAAUGAUGGAUGGUCCAAUUCAAUGCAUUUGUGUGGAUGGUGAAUCGUCACUCUGUAGAGACACAAGACACAUGUAUGCAAAUCUUGAUAUUCCAUCAUCAGUGUUCAUACAACGACCAUCAGUUGAGCCAACACAAUCACAAGCACCAACAACACCAGUUACCUCCAAACCGUCUAAAAGUUGUGGUUUCUGCUGUCCUGCGUCAUAUCAGUGUCAUGAUCAGAUCGGUUACUGCGUGUGUAGCUGCUUGGGAUCCAAGUGUACUGAAUGUCAAGCCAAUGCUAUUGUACAUCCACUAAAUGGGAAAUGCAGCAACAUAGCAAAGACAUUCUAUCCGUUUCUGCCAAUUUACAAAUUGUAUCUCAACCAAUACGGUCUAAUUGAGUGAGUAUGAAAAUGCACGAGAAAUGAUGAGACUUAACUGCUGUCAUUCACUGUUGUAUGUCACUCUUUUAAUUAUUUAUGAAUUAAUGUAACCAAAUGAUGGAAAACAAGAUUCAAUCUGUCUGCUAAAGCUGAAAUUUGUUUAAUAUCAGAAUGCUGGAGGUCAUUAA
This is a messenger RNA of Corticium candelabrum, 1544 nucleotides long. Its product is annotated as protein NEL-like. NCBI's taxonomy places the organism in Eukaryota, Metazoa, Porifera, Homoscleromorpha, Homosclerophorida, Plakinidae. The coding region runs from base 29 to 1378 and encodes 449 amino acids. The record is from RefSeq and is a predicted model, not a curated record. The transcript is spliced from 7 exons.